This is a messenger RNA of Delphinapterus leucas (beluga whale), 1861 nucleotides long. RefSeq names its product DEAD-box helicase 47 (gene DDX47). NCBI's taxonomy places the organism in Eukaryota, Metazoa, Chordata, Mammalia, Artiodactyla, Monodontidae. Gene Ontology annotation, molecular function: ATP binding; nucleic acid binding; RNA helicase activity. The record is from RefSeq and is a predicted model, not a curated record. Gene Ontology annotation, cellular component: cytosol.
CAGCAUCCCGCGCGCCGCCGACCCACUUCCGGAGCCCGCGGACAGCAUGGCGGCGUCCGAGGAGCGCGAUUCACCGGCUGAGGUGCCCCAGAUGGCGGUGGAGGAGGCGGAAACGAAAACAUUUAAAGACCUGGGUGUGACAGAUGUGUUGUGUGAAGCUUGUGACCAGUUGGGAUGGACAAAGCCAACAAAGAUCCAGAUUGAAGCUAUUCCUUUGGCCUUACAGGGUCGUGAUAUUAUUGGGCUGGCGGAAACCGGCUCUGGGAAGACAGGGGCCUUUGCUCUGCCCAUUCUGAAUGUGCUGCUGGAGACGCCUCAGCGUUUGUUUGCCUUAGUUCUCACCCCCACUCGGGAGCUAGCCUUUCAGAUCUCAGAGCAGUUUGAAGCCCUGGGGUCUUCUAUUGGGGUGCAAUGUGCUGUGAUUGUAGGUGGAAUUGAUUCAAUGUCUCAAUCUCUGGCCCUGGCCAAAAAGCCACAUAUAGUAAUAGCAACUCCUGGUCGACUAAUUGACCACUUGGAAAAUACAAAAGGCUUCAACUUAAGAGCUCUCAAGUACUUGGUCAUGGAUGAAGCAGACCGAAUAUUGAAUAUGGAUUUUGAGACAGAGGUUGACAAGAUCCUUAAAGUGAUUCCCCGAGAUCGGAAAACAUUUCUCUUCUCUGCUACGAUGACCAAGAAGGUGCAAAAACUGCAGCGAGCAGCGCUGAAGAAUCCUGUGAAAUGUGCUGUUUCCUCUAAAUACCAGACGGUUGAAAAGUUACAGCAAUAUUAUCUUUUUAUUCCUUCUAAGUUCAAGGAUACCUACCUGGUUUAUAUUCUAAAUGAAUUGGCUGGAAACUCCUUUAUGAUAUUCUGCACCACCUGUAACAAUACUCAGAGGACAGCUUUGCUACUCCGAAAUCUUGGAUUCACUGCCAUUCCCCUCCAUGGACAGAUGAGUCAGAGCAAGCGCCUAGGAUCCCUUAAUAAAUUUAAGGCAAAAGCUCGUUCCAUUCUUUUAGCAACUGAUGUUGCAAGCCGUGGUUUGGACAUACCUCAUGUGGAUGUAGUUGUUAACUUUGACAUUCCUACCCAUUCCAAGGAUUACAUCCAUCGAGUAGGUCGAACAGCUCGAGCAGGGCGCUCUGGAAAGUCUAUUACUUUUGUCACACAAUACGACGUGGAACUCUUCCAGCGCAUAGAACACUUAAUUGGGAAGAAAUUGCCUGUCUUUCCAACCCAGGAUGACGAGGUUAUGAUGCUGACAGAACGUGUGUCUGAGGCCCAAAGAUUUGCCCGAAUGGAGUUAAGGGAGCAUGGAGAGAAGAAGAAGCGCUCGUGGGAGGCUGCUGGGGACGGUGACGAUAGGGAGGGUGCAAUCGGUGUCAGGAACAAGGUGGCUGGAGGAAAAAUGAAGAAACGGAAAGGCCAUUAAUCUCUUUUAUAAAGACUUGACUUCUGCUUUCUGUUCUGUAAAGAGGAUUGAAGGAGAGAAUGGGACCUCUCCCUCCAGAGUGCUGCAGGCUGAAAUCCAUCAGAAUUGUGUCCAGAAUCUGCCCAGCUCACUCAGUGCUCAUCCCCCUUUCCGUGUGUUAGAACAUCGUUGCCUGCAGAAUAUUUUUGAAGUGCUGAUGUCAAGAUUCGGACUGUUCUUCAGCUUUGGUUCCUUGCUCCUGACACUAGUAAGAUAUGUUCUCCUAUCCCUUCACACAGACCUGUGCUUUUUUCAGCUGCAAGUCAAGGACUGGGCUAAUGAAGCCCUUGACCUGUGAUUGUAAAGGAAAGGAGCUUCUAGAUCUAAAAACAGUGAUGCUUCCGCAGUCUCAGCUUGUGUUUCGUGAGACCAAAUGGGAAAUAAUAAAUUUAAAUAUUAUUAAAAAAA